UGGAGAUCUGGUAGCGCGGGGGGUGGCGGGUGCGCCUGCGGGAUGGAGGCCAGCGCCGGGCUGGUCGCCGGCUCCCACAACCGGAACGAGCUCGUCGUCAUCCGCCGCGACGGGGAGCCCGGGCCGAAGCCGCUGAAGCAUACGAACGGGCAGGUGUGCCAGAUUUGCGGCGACGACGUCGGGCUCAACCCCGACGGCGAGCCCUUCGUCGCCUGCAACGAGUGCGCCUUCCCCGUCUGCCGCGACUGCUACGAGUACGAGCGCCGCGAGGGCACGCAGAACUGCCCCCAGUGCAAGACCCGCUUCAAGCGCCUCAAGGGUUGCGCCCGCGUCCGCGGGGAUGAGGAGGAGGAGGGCGUCGACGACCUGGAGAACGAGUUCAACUGGAUGGACAACAACGACUCGCAGUAUGUCGCGGAGUCCAUGCUCCACGGCCACAUGAGCUAUGGCCGGGGCGGUGAUCUCGAUGGCGUGCCGCAGCAUUUCCAGCCCAUCCCCAAUGUUCCCCUCCUCACCAACGGGGAGAUGGUUGAUGACAUCCCGCCGGAGCAACACGCCCUCGUGCCGUCUUUCAUGGGCGGUGGGGGAAAGAGGAUCCACCCGCUUCCUUAUGCGGAUGCAAACCUUCCUGUGCAACCAAGAUCCAUGGACCCGUCCAAGGAUCUCGCUGCGUAUGGGUAUGGGAGUGUCGCGUGGAAAGAGAGGAUGGAAAGCUGGAAGCAGAAGCAGGAGAGGCUACACCAGAUGAGGAAUGACGGUGGUGGUAAAGAUUGGGAUGGUGAUGGCGAUGAUGCAGAUCUACCACUAAUGGAUGAAGCUAGACAGCCAUUGUCCAGAAAGAUUCCGAUUUCUUCAAGCCUGAUCAAUCCCUAUAGGAUGAUUAUCAUAAUUCGACUGGUGGUUCUGGGUUUCUUCUUCCACUAUCGAGUGAUGCAUCCAGUGCCUGAUGCGUUUGCAUUAUGGCUCAUAUCCGUAAUCUGUGAAAUCUGGUUUGCCAUGUCUUGGAUUCUUGAUCAGUUCCCGAAGUGGUUUCCUAUUCAGAGGGAGACUUACCUUGACCGGUUGACAUUGAGGUUUGACAAGGAAGGCCAGCCAUCUCAACUUGCUCCAGUUGAUUUUUUUGUCAGUACGGUUGAUCCCUUGAAGGAGCCUCCCUUGGUCACAGCAAAUACUGUACUGUCCAUCCUUGCAGUAGAUUAUCCUGUCGACAAGGUCUCUUGCUAUGUUUCUGAUGAUGGUGCUGCCAUGCUGACAUUUGAAGCACUGUCUGAAACAUCUGAAUUUGCAAAGAAGUGGGUUCCUUUCUGCAAGAGGUACAGCCUUGAGCCUCGUGCCCCGGAAUGGUACUUCCAACAGAAGAUAGACUACCUGAAGGACAAGGUGGCACCAAACUUUGUCAGGGAGAGGAGAGCAAUGAAGAGGGAGUAUGAGGAAUUCAAGAUCAGAAUCAAUGCGUUGGUUGCUAAAGCACAGAAAGUUCCUGAGGAAGGCUGGACAAUGCAGGAUGGAACUCCCUGGCCUGGAAACAAUGUUCGUGAUCAUCCUGGAAUGAUUCAGGUCUUCCUUGGCCAAAGUGGUGGCCAUGAUGUGGAAGGAAACGAACUGCCUCGGUUAGUUUAUGUUUCAAGAGAAAAACGGCCAGGCUAUAACCAUCAUAAGAAGGCUGGUGCUAUGAAUGCAUUGGUCCGAGUCUCUGCUGUACUAACUAAUGCUCCAUACCUGCUGAACUUGGAUUGUGAUCACUACAUCAACAACAGCAAGGCUAUAAAGGAAGCAAUGUGUUUCAUGAUGGACCCCUUGGUAGGAAAGAAAGUUUGUUAUGUGCAAUUCCCACAAAGAUUCGAUGGCAUUGACCGUCAUGAUCGAUAUGCUAAUAGGAAUGUCGUCUUUUUCGAUAUUAACAUGAAAGGUUUGGAUGGUAUUCAAGGCCCAAUCUAUGUCGGUACUGGAUGUGUCUUUAGAAGACAGGCACUAUAUGGUUAUGAUGCCCCAAAAUCAAAGAAGCCACCAUCAAGGACUUGCAACUGUUGGCCAAAGUGGUGCAUUUGCUGUUGCUGCUUUGGUAACAGGACAAACAAGAAGAAGACCACGAAACCUAAAACAGAGAAGAAAAAGAGGUUGUUUUUCAAGAGAGCAGAGAAUCAGUCUCCUGCAUAUGCUCUUGGUGAGAUUGACGAAGCUGCUCCAGGAGCUGAAAAUGAAAAGGCUGGUAUUGUAAAUCAACAGAAGUUAGAAAAGAAAUUUGGCCAAUCUUCCGUUUUUGUUGCCUCCACACUUCUUGAGAAUGGUGGAACCCUGAAGAGUGCAAGCCCAGCAUCACUCUUAAAGGAAGCUAUACAUGUCAUCAGCUGUGGCUACGAGGACAAGACAGACUGGGGAAAAGAGAUUGGCUGGAUCUAUGGAUCUGUUACAGAGGAUAUUCUUACUGGGUUUAAGAUGCACUGCCAUGGUUGGCGGUCAAUUUACUGCAUACCUAAGCGGGCUGCCUUCAAAGGUUCUGCGCCUCUUAAUCUUUCUGACCGUCUUCACCAGGUUCUUCGGUGGGCUCUUGGAUCUAUUGAAAUUUUCUUCAGCAACCAUUGCCCUCUUUGGUAUGGGUAUGGUGGUGGAUUGAAAUUUUUGGAAAGAUUUUCCUACAUUAAUUCCAUCGUGUAUCCUUGGACAUCCAUUCCACUAUUGGCUUACUGUACAUUGCCUGCCAUCUGUUUAUUAACGGGAAAAUUUAUCACUCCAGAGCUUACUAAUGUCGCCAGCCUAUGGUUCAUGUCACUUUUUAUCUGUAUUUUUGCUACUGGCAUUCUGGAAAUGAGAUGGAGUGGUGUAGGCAUUGAUGAUUGGUGGAGGAAUGAGCAGUUUUGGGUCAUUGGAGGUGUCUCUUCACAUCUCUUUGCCGUCUUCCAAGGACUUCUCAAGGUCAUAGCUGGUAUUGAUACAAGCUUCACUGUGACAUCAAAGGGUGGAGAUGAUGAAGAGUUCUCAGAGCUGUAUACCUUCAAAUGGACAACCUUGUUAAUACCCCCUACCACUUUGCUCCUAUUAAACUUCAUUGGGGUAGUGGCUGGUGUUUCGAAUGCAAUCAAUAACGGAUACGAAUCAUGGGGGCCGCUCUUUGGGAAGCUGUUCUUUGCAUUUUGGGUGAUUGUCCAUCUAUAUCCGUUCCUGAAGGGUUUGGUUGGAAGGCAAAACAGGACGCCAACAAUUGUUAUUGUCUGGUCUAUUCUCCUGGCAUCAAUCUUCUCGCUCCUCUGGGUCCGGAUAGACCCUUUCCUGGCAAAGAAUGAUGGCCCUCUUCUGGAGGAGUGUGGUUUGGAUUGCAACUAGAAGGUCAGCUAGUGAACUUCCCCAUCAAGUGUGUGCUUGAAGAAGUAUUUUUGCAGGUGUUUGUGCCCAUAUUUUUUUUCCAUUUUUUCCUCUGUAGAUAGAAACACGAAAAAAAAACUUUGCAUUUCUUUUGUUCCAUGGUGGUAGCUCAGCCUCAUAUCUGCAAUAUUGAGCAAACGGGAGGCUGCGACAACCUUGUGCAGUUCGGCCACGAAAAAUACAGUCAAUGCCAGUGUUUGAUUGUUCAGAUUCUUUAUUAGUUUGGUGGAAAUUUGAUCGGGUGAGCCGAACAGAAAGUUGCUUGAUUCUGCAUUGCUCUCCACCAUCUACAAAAACUCAGUACUUGUUUCUCAAUAAGGCAGGAAUGGAUCUGCCGUCUGGAAUAGAGGAAUAUGCACAUUAUUAUGUAGUGAGUUAAAAUAUGCCUGAAGGGCUUGUCAAUUCCUUGUUUCUCUUUCUAGUUUUUUUUUUUUGGGUUUCCUUGUUAGAACAAAGAGAUCUCUAGUGUUAGUAUUUAACUCAUCAAGUGUUGUAAUUUGUAAAGGUGCCGCUUUGUUCAAUACUUCAAUGGCGUAAUGUCCCUG
Oryza brachyantha (malo sina) is the source of this 3905-nucleotide messenger RNA. RefSeq names its product probable cellulose synthase A catalytic subunit 5 [UDP-forming]. The coding region runs from base 43 to 3321 and encodes 1092 amino acids. Gene Ontology annotation, cellular component: plasma membrane; trans-Golgi network. The transcript is spliced from 14 exons. NCBI's taxonomy places the organism in Eukaryota, Viridiplantae, Streptophyta, Magnoliopsida, Poales, Poaceae. Gene Ontology annotation, molecular function: cellulose synthase (UDP-forming) activity. The record is from RefSeq and is a predicted model, not a curated record. Gene Ontology annotation, biological process: cellulose biosynthetic process; plant-type primary cell wall biogenesis.